Molecule: messenger RNA, 2031 nt
Organism: Exophiala bonariae
Lineage: Eukaryota; Fungi; Ascomycota; Eurotiomycetes; Chaetothyriales; Herpotrichiellaceae
Exons: 4
Coding region: 1-2031 (676 amino acids)
Biological process (GO): DNA-templated transcription
Molecular function (GO): DNA binding; zinc ion binding
Source: RefSeq, a predicted model, not a curated record
AUGGCGGCAGACCUCAAUGCUCAUCAUGCCAAAGCCGCAACUCGGAUUGUAGAUACCCGAGACUACGAUCAAGAGGACACAACUAUUCUCCUUGCAGAUAUUGAGGCAGGCCCGCUCGCAGACUCGGGCUUUGAAGUGGGCCCAGCUUUUGAAAGCAUAGGCGUUUCUGGCCUGUCGGCAGAUCAAGGCCAGGACAGAGGUUUGUCAGACUCAGCUGUUCGUGUCCGAAGGUAUGAAGACCCUCAUCAUAGCACGGAGGCUUUCAUUGGUUCCUUGGGGAGUCAUGCUAGUGAACCGGCAGGAUAUUUUGGUGACUCGUCCGCUUUCAAAUUUGUGUCCGAGCUGCAUGUCGAGCAAGGCCAUGAGUCUACAACCAGCAGAAACAGGUCUACGGCCACAAACCAGGAUGGCCUGAAUAAGGCAGUACAAGUUGUGUCUUCAGCGCCGGCAGAUUUCCACAACUCUCUUCCAUCCCGCGACCAUGCUAAUGAGCUUGUUGAUGCCUAUUUCGAGCGAGUCCAUCUCAUAUACCCCUUCAUUCAUGAGCCGACCUUUCGAGAUCAGUAUGAGUGCAUGUGGGAUCCUCGGCAGUCGUGUGGCCUCGCGUGGCUGGCACUGGCUAAUAUGGUGUUUGCGUAUGGAUGCGAAUUCAUCACGAGUAAACAAGAACUCAUUGACCGAUCAUUGCUGGCCUCUGCCUUCGUCGACCGUGCGAAGAGCAUACUCCUGGCUCACGUUUUCAAAGACGUCAAUCUCGAGCUUGCCCAAGGACUCCUCUUGUUAUGCCACUAUCUUCAGGGAGCACUUGAACUCCACGAAUGCUGGAAUUUUUUUGGCCUGGCCGUAAGGAGUACUGUGGCCAUCGGUCUCCACGUUGAUCCUUUGGACAGAGAUGGAUCGGCACCAAUCGAGACCGAGUCCCGAAGGCGCCUCUGGUGGGGAUGCUUUGUUCUGGACCGGACUCUGAGCAUGAAAUUCGGUCGACCACCUUCCAUAAUUCUACACAACGCAUUGGAGGUCGGCUUCCCCCUGGAGAUUGACGAUCAAUAUAUCGUCGACUCGGGUCGUAUCCCGAGACAGCCAGGCGGAAAACCUUCGAGGACUUGCCUGUUUGUCCAGACAAUCAAGCUAUCAUUUGUAAUUGACAACAUCUUGAAUGAGUUGUACCUCAGACAUGACAAAAGCAGGAGAGGGCCCGAGGAGCUCACCAUCACCAACAACGAUCACGCCAUAUUAGGGAGUAUCAUUCUUUUGGACGGGCAAUUGCAGACGUGGUGGGACAAGAUGCCGGGGCACCUCAGGGUGGUGCCAGAAAUUCCUGAUGGUAUUGACGCACAGCGGCAACGAAAUAUCAUAUACCUCCGAUACCUUCAAAUGAGACUUCUGCUCCAACGACCUUCGUUGAUGUUAUUGGCGCAGCCAGGAUUUCAAGACCCGUACCUGAGGUCUGUGGCGAUGGCGUCAGCAAAGCGAUGCAUAAGUCUCGCGAAUGAGACCAUCCGGCUUGUCUCAUCGCAGUACCAUCAGCAGUUCCUCAACUCAGUGUGGUACCUUUUGCAUUAUGUCUUCUCAUCUCUCGGCGUGCUGUUUACCGCACAGUCACUGGGAUUGAGCACACUCUCUGACGUUGCACCGCCCGAUUCGUCUGCGGUGACGAUCGGCAUGGCUUUCCUCCGAUCCGUGAGUGAGUAUAGCGUUCUGGCAAGGCGGUAUGUGACUCUUCUGGAGAAAUACCAGCGUGCGCCAGGAGAGACGGUGUGCACACAACCUUCAAAUCAAGUCAGCUCCGAUGUGAGUAUCAGCUCUCCGAAUGAUUCUCCUACCCCGUUUCAGCAACAAAGUGUAACAAUCUUGCCGCAUGUGGUCAUGCCACAAGUUGGGAUGGCUUCCCGUCUAGAGGCCGAGCUCACUUUUCCAAAUAUCCAUUUCCCCAAUUCCAACGAAUUUUUGUUUGGGACGGGUCUGCCUCAGGAGUUUCUGAGCACGGAUUGGUCGCUGUUCGAUACUGGGGAGAUCAAUGUCGUUGGGUAG